AUGUUUCCCUUUUCAUCUCAUUUUGAUUUUGCAGCCCCUUGUCCAGAUCCAGGAGUUCCUUAUCAAGGGCAAACAAUUGAUCAAGAUUUCCGUCACGGCCGCACAGUUAGAUUCACUUGCCCUAUAAAUUAUGUCAUGGAGGGCGUGGCAGCAAUAACAUGUACAGAUGGUCAAUGGAACAACAACAAGCCAAGCUGCAAAGGUAACUUGUCAUUACGAAACAGAAAUAAUGUGAUACUUCAGUCAGCUUUUUUUCUUUGUCUACAAAAGUUUGCCGAUUUCGUUGAAAACGGUUCUUUGCGAUAAAACGGGUAUCACACCAGUUCGUAGUGUCCGGUAAACACAUCAACUCGCUGAGUGUCAUCCGAUUAAGUAGAAAAAUCAUUGUGCAAUUUGUGCAGUGAGACCUGGGUCCGACAGAGAGUUACCCUAAACUCUUUUCAAAUGACCAUUACAUGCACUUAACGGUUACCCAAGAACGUUUGGCGUGUGCUCGUGAUAGUUUUUUGGGGUAGUUUUUUAUAUUUCUCAGAAAUGUUUGUUGUUUUAAUGGUUUAUCUUUAGUUCUACAUUUAAAUAUCACUGCAAAUAUUUUCUAUUUUGCAGCCAAUUGUCUAGAUCCAGGAGUUCCUUAUCAAGGAAAAACAAUUGAUCAAGAUUUCCGUCACAGCCGCACAGUUAGAUUCACCUGCCCUAUAAAUUAUGUCAUGGAGGGCAUGGCAGCAAUAAAAUGUACAGAUGGUCAAUGGAGCAAUAACAAGCCAAGCUGUAAAGGUAACUUGACAUUAGAAAAUAGAAAUAAUGUGACACUUCGGUCAGAAAUUUCUUCUUAAUUUGUCUACAAAAGCUUGCCGAUUCCGUGGAAAACGGUUCUUUGCUGCAAAACGGGUAUCCCACCCGUUGUAUAUGUAGUGUCCGGUAAACACAUUACCUCGCCGUCAUUAGCACUGCGGUUAAGUAACAAAAUCAUUGGGAUAUUUGUGGGACUUGGGUCCCAUAGGAAACGACCCUGUACUCUUUUCAAAGGACUCAGGCAUGCACAUAACGGUUUCCCAAGAAGGCUUGGUACGUGCUGGUGAUAAAUUUUGGAGGUAGUGUUCAUAUUUCUCAGACAUGUUUGUUGUUUUAGUGGUUCAGCGACCUUUAGCUCUACAUUCAAAUAUCACUGCAAAUAUUUUAAUUUUGCAGCCAAUUGUUUAAAUCCAGGAGCUCCUUAUCAAGGAAACAGAAUUGAUCAAGAUUUCCGUCACGGCCGCACAGUUAGAUUCGCUUGCCCCAGAAAUUACGUCAUGGAGGGCGUUACAGCAAUAAAGUGUAGAGAUGGUCAAUGGAACACUAACAAGCCAAGCUGCAAAGGUAAAGGAACUUUAGUCGCUUUCAGUGACUUAAUAAGAAAAACAAACAAACAUACACAUUAAAACAAACCAAGCACACCGGAAAGUCUUUAAGGUGCGCCAUCGCCCGAAACAAACUUGUUUUAAGAUUAAAGCAAACUUAAAGCAAGGGGCACUCAUCAGUACCAACCUACGACCUUGCCAGUAUCUAAGGUAUGCACGCAGCUAUAUCUCCCCGACAGUGGCAGCCAUGGAGAGCUGUUUCGCCCUUAUUGGGGCUCAUUAGCAAGGCAUAGUCGUCGGAUCUCUAUAAGGAUAAACCCGUAUUUAGAAAUCCUUAACUGCCGAGGCAAAUGCAAAGCAAUCCUUCAAGCGCCAGCUCAACACAAUACAUGUGGGAGCUGUUUGCUGGGAACCGCACGGCCGUUCUCCCACGACAUACGCAGGGACGGCGCGGGAAAGGCACAGAAGUUACCCUGAUCUGUGUGUCAGUAAAUUCAAUAAGACAAAGUUUAACUUAAAGCAAGGGGCGCCUAUCCUCUCUCCCUUUACUAAUCAUAUGAAUUGUAAUUUACCAACCGUUCAUAUAAAUAUGAAUUUACCUCCCUAUUUCAGAUUGAUUCAGUGUAAGUUUCAGCAAGUUUGCAUUGUUUUUUUUUUUUCAUCUCAUUUUGAUUUUGCAGCCCCUUGUCCAGAUCCAGGAGUUCCUUAUCAAGGAUACACAAUUGAUCAAGAUUUCCGUCACGACCGCACAGUUAGAUUCACAUGCCCUAUAAAUUAUGUCAUGGAGGGCGUGGCCGCAAUAAAAUGUACAAAUGGUCGAUGGAGCAAUAACAAGCCAAACUGUAAAGGUAACUUAACAUUAGAAAAUAGAAAUAAUGUGACACUUAAGUCAGUUUUUUCCUUCUUUGUCUACAAAAGUUUGCCGAUUCCGUGGAAAACGGUCCUUUGCGGCAAAACGGGUGUCACACUGGCCGUUGUAGUGUCCGGUAAACACAUUACCUCCCUGUCAUUAGCACUGCGGUUAAGUAACAAACUCACCGGGAUAUUUGUGGGACUUGGGUCCCAUGGGAAAUGACCCUGCACUCUUUUCAAAGGACCCAGGCAUGCACAUAACGGUUACCCAAGAAGGCUUGGCACGUGCUGGUGAUAAAUUUUGGAUGUAGUGUUCAUAUUUCUCAGACAUGUUUGUUGUUUUAGUGGUUCAGCGACCUUUAGCUCUACAUUCAAAUAUCACUGCAAAUAUUUUUUUUAAUUUUGCAGCCUAUUGUUUAAAUCCAGGAGCUCCUUAUCAAGGAAACAGAAUUGAUCAAGAUUUCCGUCACGGUCGCACAGUUAGAUUCACUUGCCCUAUAAAUUAUGUCAUGGAGGGCGUGGCAGCAAUAAAAUGUACAGAUGGUCAAUGGAACAACAAUAAUCCAAGCUGCAAAGGUAACUUGACAUUAGGAAAUAGAAGAAAUAACUAAGCCAAAAAGCCAGCAAGUGAGAAAGUCUUUAACCAGCUUCUAAUAAAGGACUCGAGAUCUGCUACAUUUAUAAGAUGGGUAAAUUAGGGUCCCCAUCAAAUAUAUAUACUUGGAUAUCCUCACUUCUAAUGGGGAUCUCCAAGGAUGAUAAAAUUUUAAAGUGGGACAUAACAAGGUUAAGACUCUUAUUUGACAGAAGGUUAAGCAGUUGGCUAUUUUACAUUAGCGUGCCCGAACAUUUCAACUCGGGACUUAACAUGUGAACAAAUCAUCAAGUUAACGGUCAGGGCACGACUUGAACUCAGGGCCUCCGGAUUCCUAUUUUUGCGCUCUAACUGGAUUAAAAGACUGGCUUUAAGAAUUGUCCUGCAUUUCCUUCUCAUCAAGUUGAAUGUAUAUAUAUAUUUCUUAAUCCUAAUAUUUGAAGAUUUAAAAUUUAACUAAGUGCAAAUAGAAAUUUGCAAAUAUAUAAAGAUUAUUUUCAUUAUAUCUGUCUGAUUUCGUUAAAACGUGGCCACUAGGUUUUCGCCUGGCUCCAGGCCAGUCCAGGUCUAACUAAGUAGGGGGCUUGCCGUCUUGGUCGGUACAGCUGGAUAGCCAAGGGACUGCCCUAACAGUGGGUGGGUGGAUCAGGGCUGGGUGUCAAAACUAAUGGGGUAGGGAGGCGGCUGUUUUAAGCAGCAGUGUUCAGUAGAGGCUUUUACUGCUGAGAAUGAUUAUCAUGAUCGAUAACUGCAGAGCUCUGUGGGAGAGGCGGACAGUCGUUCAUUGUCCUAGGAGGUGGGAGUCAAAGUCUAGGAUCCAAGGACACACCUAGCAUGGGACCUGUAGACACUGACUGAAGCUAUGUUUACAUAAAUUUGGUCAGAUACAUAUAAUUAUAAAUCGGCUAACCCUUUUGAAUUAACCCACAUAGCACCGUGUGAAAGACCAGCGGAUCCAACCUAUGGCAGAAAAAGGGGUGGAGAUUUCAGACACGGACGCUUUGUAACAUUUUACUGCUAUAGUGGUUAUCAAAGAGUCGGCGCUGCCUCCGUCGUGUGCAACGAUGGUAAAUGGAAUAAUCAAGUUCCACUGUGUAAAGGU
Porites lobata is the source of this 3886-nucleotide messenger RNA. The record is from the annotation of a GenBank genome assembly. NCBI's taxonomy places the organism in Eukaryota, Metazoa, Cnidaria, Anthozoa, Scleractinia, Poritidae.